Messenger RNA from Gekko japonicus, 699 nucleotides. Its product is annotated as opioid-binding protein/cell adhesion molecule homolog. Bases 1 to 660 code for a protein of 219 amino acids. The record is from RefSeq and is a predicted model, not a curated record. The transcript has 6 exons. Lineage: Eukaryota; Metazoa; Chordata; Lepidosauria; Squamata; Gekkonidae.
AUGGCCAUACUAGCCCACCGAGGCAAGCCGGCGGACAGCCUGCAUGUGGAAGGGGGCUGGCACGUUGCUGGGGCACACGGACAUCAAGGCGGCCUGGAGGCCCCCAGCCGUGGCUGCCCAGGAAGCCGAGAGUUUCUAAGUGAAGAUGAAUACUUGGAGAUCACAGGGAUCACCAGGUACCAAUCUGGGGACUAUGAAUGCAGCGCUGCUAAUGAGGUCACAAUACCAGAUAUCCGGAGGGUAAAGGUUACCGUAAACUACCCUCCAUCCAUCUCCAACGCCAAGAACACAGGAGCCUCGGUCGGCCAGAAGGGGAUCCUGCGCUGUGAAGCCUCUGCUGUCCCCGUAGCAGAGUUCCAGUGGUUCAAAGAAGAAACCAGAUUAGCCAACGGACUGGAUGGCGUGAGGAUCGAGAACAAAGGUCGGAUGUCCACGCUAACCUUCUUCAACGUUUCAGAGAAGGAUUACGGCAACUACACCUGUGUGGCCAUCAAUAAACUGGGGAACACCAAUGCCAGUAUAAUACUGUAUGAACUAAGUGAACCUCCAGCAUUGGCAGGCCCUGGAGCAGUACACGACGGGAACAACUCUGCAUCCAGAGAGAUGGCUUCCCUCUGGCUAUCAGGCGCCCUGCUUGCUCAUUUCCUUCUCAAGUUUUGAUAAGAAAAGUGAGGGUCCUUGCAUUCGAUGCCUGGCUUC